This is a messenger RNA of Alligator mississippiensis (American alligator), 2349 nucleotides long. It is a transcript of the gene VPS29, whose product is annotated as VPS29 retromer complex component. Gene Ontology annotation, biological process: retrograde transport, endosome to Golgi; intracellular protein transport. Gene Ontology annotation, cellular component: retromer complex; endosome. Bases 72 to 620 code for a protein of 182 amino acids. The transcript is spliced from 4 exons. NCBI's taxonomy places the organism in Eukaryota, Metazoa, Chordata, Crocodylia, Alligatoridae. The record is from RefSeq and is a predicted model, not a curated record.
GCGGCCGCCGUCGGCAGCACUUCCGGCAGCACUUCCGGGUCCCGGGCGGACGGGCGGCGCGGCGCGGCAGGAUGCUGGUGCUAGUGUUAGGAGACCUCCACAUUCCACAUCGGUGCAACAGCCUCCCAGCUAAGUUCAAAAAACUGCUGGUUCCAGGAAAGAUCCAACACAUCCUCUGCACUGGAAACCUCUGCACCAAGGAGACCUAUGAUUACCUCAAAACCUUGGCUGGGGAUGUUCACGUUGUUAGAGGGGAUUUUGAUGAGAACCUGAAUUAUCCAGAGCAGAAAGUUGUAACUGUUGGACAGUUCAAAAUUGGGCUGAUCCACGGCCAUCAGGUUAUUCCAUGGGGUGAUGUGGCCAGCCUGGCAUUGCUACAAAGGCAGUUUGAUGUGGACAUUUUAAUUUCGGGGCAUACACACAAGUUUGAGGCAUUUGAGCAUGAAAACAAGUUCUAUAUCAACCCAGGCUCAGCUACAGGAGCUUAUCAUGCCUUGGAGAACAACAUCAUUCCUUCCUUUGUGCUGAUGGAUAUCCAAGCUUCCACAGUAGUAACCUAUGUGUAUCAGCUAAUUGGAGAUGAUGUGAAAGUAGAAAGAAUCGAGUACAAAAAAUCCUAGGACAGCUUCACGUGGCUGGUGCCUCUUAUCAACUCAUUCCAGAGCUGCAAACUACUUGCAAUAUUUGAUUGCUAGUUUAUAGUAUUAAAACACUCACUUGCUAAGUACUUAUAACAAUGUAACUAGCUUAGAGUAGCUUUCAAAUAAUGACACUUGGGUAAUUUGCUCUGUAUGGUUAAUUUCUUAAAAUAUUCUGCUAAGUAGCUAAGUGCACAAUGCUAUGGGAAAUGUGCUUGAGCUUGUUAAAGAACAGCCCUUAAUGUAAUAAAAUUGUUUUCCUUCAUUUUUUUUUUUUUUGUACAAAGCCUAAUUUUGAAUCGAAAACUGUUAGCAAAACACAGAGCCACUAUACCACUAGAACAUCUGUAAAUUGUUAAAUAUUUUUAACACUUUUAAAUUGUUUAAAAAUAUUUUAAACCAUCAACUCCCAGGUAGUACUGUUUUGAUAACGGUGUUUACAGAACCUUCGUAUUUAAUGCGAUUCAGAAACUUUAUUUCCAGAUUGGAUGUUAACCUCAAUGGUUACCUUUCAUAAAAAGGUUCAGCUAUGUGAGCCACACAGUCUUUACCUUAAACACACAUUUGGUGCUUAGCUUCUCCUUGAACAGAUCUUCAUCUGAACAAGAAGCAAGUAUAAACAAAGAACUUCUAGGAUAACAUUUAAAAACAUGUUCAAGAUUUUGUUUGUAAAAUAGCUCUGUUCUCUAAAAUUACCAGAGUGCUGCAAAUGCAAUUUUGUAGUAUAUGCCGAGGUAACUGUCAUUGACAGAACAGUUCAUUUGACUAGUUCCUGUUUGCUUACCACAGGCUUGAAGGAAAGGUAACAUUUUUUAUUUUGAUUCCAUUUGCUCCUGAAGUUACAAAAUAGAAAUGGUCCAUUUUAUGGACAGUAAGUUUAGAUGGCUUAGUUUAAUUGGACACCUUGCACCUCUUCAAAAGUCUGAAGAUCUGUUUUGCUUUCCAAAUCCUCUAUUAGGAUAAGAGGACCAGGACUUACUUUCCCAUUCUUAGCUACAUGUAACCUUGGCACCACAUACUUUAGCAGUUCCUGUUGUGCAUACCUGCCUUCUCUGUGCUAGCUAGUCCAGUAAGAAAUGGACCCCCAGAUGCACCUCUUGCAUCACAACCACUCUUCUUAGUUUCUACAGAACAGCGGACAUCUCUGAGGCUUCUCAUAGUGGUUUGUAAGCUCCAGCAUAUGGCUCACUGUCUCUCCAGCUUUAGAGAGAGAGCAUGUGCUUCUCCAAAAGAUGCUGAUCUCACUCUGUACUACAAUUACCUUAGAAAGGGAUAUUCCUCUUGCAGAAUACUCUCAGACUGUUUAGUAUGGUGUAAGAGCUGGUUGUCCAGCUUUCUUCCCACUCUGGAAGUAAUAUGCUUAUUAAACCCAGUCCCGUAGUUAACUGCAUAUCAUGCAAUUUACUGAUACUGAAAAGUAGAAAGUGAUCAAAACAGAUUAAAAGGCCAUCUGGUUAUUGUUACAGAUGUUUUCACUGUACCACUAGAACAUUGGUAAUUAGGUUUUUAAAAAGUACAAUCAACCUGGCUUCUUAUGUUUACCUGUGUUGUGUUGUUUUUAAAUGUACUCUGCUAGUAUUUCAUUUCUAGUCUAGUGAGAUGCUCUGCUUUUUUUGGAACAUUUAACCCAUGUAGCCAUAUCUCAAUGGAACAGUGUCAAAGACUAACUUAAAAAUGGGAGGAAAGUUUAAAUAAAUCAAGUCAUACGCAA